Messenger RNA from Mesocricetus auratus (golden hamster), 4527 nucleotides. It is a transcript of the gene Diras2, whose product is annotated as DIRAS family GTPase 2. Gene Ontology annotation, biological process: signal transduction. NCBI's taxonomy places the organism in Eukaryota, Metazoa, Chordata, Mammalia, Rodentia, Cricetidae. The transcript is spliced from 3 exons. Bases 700 to 1299 code for a protein of 199 amino acids. Gene Ontology annotation, molecular function: GDP binding; GTPase activity; GTP binding. The record is from RefSeq and is a predicted model, not a curated record. Gene Ontology annotation, cellular component: plasma membrane.
CCCAGUGGCCGCCGCAGCAAGGGUGCCUCUCCAAAGCCAGAGCUUGAGGAGGGAGGAGCCGGAGGCGGGAGGCCAGAGCAAGAGAGCACCGCGUGGGAGGACUGCGCAGGGCCAGGCGUGUGUACUGGAGGUGCACGGCGGUGGCGCGGUGCUGGUGGUUGCAGGUUGUCCAGAGCCCGGGUGGGUGCAAGAGGCAGCGAGGGGGCAGAGUAGGACGCGGGACGUUGCACUGGAGGUGCAGGGCUUUGGGCAUUGCACGGGCGCGCAGUACUCUGGGAGGUGCAUAGGGGCGGUGCGGGGCGCAGGGCAGCUGACAGCGUCAUCAGCCGGGAGCAGCGCGCGCUCCGCCUCAGCAGCCUCUGCAUCGCGCCGCGCGCAGCGGGUCCCGGAGCUGCGCCUGGAGACUUGCCGCGCUGAGCCGGCUCUCCCCAGGUAUUGUCAUGGAUGCGGAAGUCGAUGCCAUGAAUUUAGGAAAAGUCACGGAAAGAGGUACAGCAAGAGAAAGACGGUUUCAGAGCUGAGAAGAGACUGCUGGGGGAUUCCUCAUGCUUGGACCCCAGCCUCUAGAUUUUAAUGCUCUUGGAAGAGCCCCGCCUAAGCGUCUCCUGGACCUGCUUGGGAUAUCCACGGGGCUCCCUUUCUUCUCCCGGUGGGAAGCUGGGAGCCUAGGUACCUCCUGGUCAGUAGUUCUGAAGCAACAUGCCGGAACAGAGCAAUGAUUACCGAGUGGCUGUGUUUGGGGCAGGUGGGGUUGGCAAGAGCUCCCUCGUUUUGAGGUUUGUGAAAGGGACCUUCCGGGAGAGCUACAUCCCAACUGUGGAAGACACCUACCGGCAGGUGAUCAGCUGUGACAAGAGCAUAUGCACGCUGCAGAUCACCGACACUACCGGGAGCCACCAGUUCCCUGCCAUGCAGCGGCUGUCCAUCUCCAAAGGCCAUGCCUUCAUCCUGGUCUACUCCAUCACCAGCCGGCAGUCCCUGGAGGAACUCAAGCCCAUCUACGAGCAGAUCUGUGAGAUCAAGGGGGACGUGGAGAGCAUCCCCAUCAUGCUGGUGGGGAACAAGUGUGAUGAGAGCCCCAAUCGCGAGGUGCAGAGCAGUGAGGCCGAGGCCCUGGCACGCACGUGGAAGUGCGCUUUCAUGGAGACGUCGGCCAAGCUCAACCACAAUGUCAAGGAACUCUUUCAGGAACUGCUCAACCUGGAGAAGCGCAGGACCGUGAGCCUCCAGAUCGAUGGCAAGAAGAGCAAGCAGCAGAAGCGGAAGGAGAAGCUCAAGGGCAAGUGUGUGGUCAUGUGAGAGGCCGCCCUGCAGAGGAGCUGCUGCCCUUCGGGCCUCCCGCGUCCUCCCCCUGUGAACCCCACUGUCGUCAGGGCAGCAUGUCUGAUGCCCAUGUGUCAAACACUGCAUUUGGCUGUGAUGCACCCAGCAAUGUUCCCAAGAGGCGUUCCAUACCACCCCACCAGCCCACCCCUCGGGAGCCGCAGAAUCUGCGAUGCUCUCAGCACCCCCGGAAACCGAGGCCGGUCCUGAGUGGGAUUGAGUCAUGUGAAGACAAGGGGACUCUUGAGCUGUGGAUACAGGAGAAACCGAGAGUACAGUCUGAUGCGUUUGUGUGACAGCAGGUUAGCCCCUAGCUACUGGUACCAAUCACACCAGGACACUUACAUUGAGAAGCCACUAACAUCUUUGGGGGAGGAGCAGGCAGCCACCAGGAGGUCCAAAACACAUGGGUCUAACCGGUGAGCCCCAGUGGUUCCUGUUGAUGCAUUUUUAGCGGGAUUGAAGAUUAAUUACCAUAGCCCUCUCCAACGAUGCUCAAGCUGUUCCUACUGACACACAAUGAGGGGAUCCCCUCAUUUCCUCAAAGUCUUCUUGCAAGCACCGUGUCAGCCUGUCACAUGCAAUCAAGGCCACUCAUGGCACGAUGCUGUCAGCACGUCUUCAGUUUUUGAGUCAGGACAUUGUGACAUCAUGCAAACAUCGCAAUAACGCCCGUGUGUGUGUGUGUGUGUGUGUGUGUGUGUGUGUGUGUGUGUGUGUGUGUUACUUUGAGGGUCCUAGAAACGUGAACUUUCUUUCUUUUGACCUUCGAGGGAUGCCACUUCUCCCAGCCCUCAGAUUUUUAAAUAAAAGUGAAUAAAGUAGGUAUUUUUUAGACUCCCACCUUCCCCACCCCUAAGAUGGUUUUCUUGUCUUAAAUAACUUCAUGUGUACCCAGCUGGGAAACAGCCAACCAAGAGCAUCUAAUAACCAGAAGCACACCCAUUUUUCUAACCGACAUGAGCAUGCAGAUGCCACAUGCUGCACCUUAAUGGAACACUUUGAAACAGACAUCAUUCACUGUGUUUUUAACAAUUUAUCUACUCUGGAAGUAGAUUGAUAGAAAAUGCAUUUAAUUAAUAUUAAAUUCUUUCCCUGUUCCUUGCUAAAUGUCCUUAAGUCCCUCAGUGUGGUGUGCACCCCAGAACCAGUUCUUUCCUAAUGGCCCUGUGUACCCUGUAUUCUUCAGAACAAAUCAGCCACUGCUUGAGGCACCAGAGGCCACAGCAGCUACAGAGAGCCUGUUCUUUCUUUUCUGGGCACAGUGCCCUCAGCUUAACCCAAUUUGCCUGCCAUCCUGGAGUCUGGCUGGGGUUUGGUUCUUGAAAAUUCUUCCUCCCACAGUCAAAUGAGAAGGAGCUCCUGUUUCACCUGAUAGGACAAACCCAUGCUGGCCUCCGGUGCUGAUUUGGACAUUCUCUUAGCCAUCUUACUGUUGCCCAGUCAGCAGGUAGAGGAAACCGUAGCACUGCGAGGGCCUAUACAGCGGCUGAUGGCCAUGUGCAGACCUCCCAAUGCUGGUGUAUGUGGUAGGCCUCUGGCUCCAUCUAUGCCUCCAAAGCAUACCGUGUUCAAACACCUUCGCUUCCUUCAGACCGCUGUGAUUUGGUUUCCUUGUCUGGCCUGGCCUACUUUGCUUUGUAGCUCACCCUGGUGAUAUGCUGAAGGGUUGGGGACAUCCUUCAGAAAACCAUAUGGCUCAGUGAUCUUACCAUUUCUGUGGACUUCUAGAACAAAAUCCUUGGGGACCUGAGAGAGCAGCUGCACUGUGAAAUGAGGAAGCCUGGGAGUCAACCAUGAACUCAGAGCACUUGUGACAUUCCAGACCCGCUCUGAGCCUCUUCUAUUGACUCUUUAUGUUCCUAAAGGCCAUUCCCUACCACAGGAAGGUCAGUCGUGGAGUUUUCUGGAAUGUCUUUGAUUCGCUGCUCCAUUUCUUUCUACUUCUGUUCUCAAAGAGAAUGCAUCACCUUGCCAAGUAGGUGUGGGAUUAGUGAAGGAAAGGCCAUGACUCCAUGGCUAUAUAUGUGGUGAUCCCUUCGCAGUUGGUAAAACCCUGCCUCUCCCACUGACGGCAACCAGACUUCAGACGGAAUGAUACUACAAGCUUCUCUAUUCGCAGUGACCACAUGUCAGCACGCUUUUAGCUCUUUAAGUCAGUUUCCAGUUUCUACCUAUUUCAGUCUUCAUUCACUCGAGAACCUGCAGCUUCACAGUGACUGUUCCUUUCUGUUCUGCCUGUGAGUUUAGAGGGUGGGAAGUUGGUAAAGACUUCCUCCCCGGGCUUUGUUCUGACAUUACUUUCUAUAGAUUGUGCUGAGCACUGGGUACCAAUCUCAACAUCUCCCCUUGUAAACUCCCCUCUGACUCAGGAGCUGAGGGUGCAGCACUAUUGGGCCAAUGGCUUUCAGCUUUGCUUUGGCCCCAUUCCAAGUCAUAAAGCUGAGAGUCUUGGUAACACCCUACGUUGCACAUGGGACUGGAAACUUCUGACCCAGCCCCAGCUCAUUAUAAAACUUGAAAUAUUGCUUUGAAGAUGGCACUCUGGGGUUAAGCACGGGACUCCAUGAGUUCCCUAAUCCCUACCGGUUCCCUCUCCAUUCAGUGACAAGCCAUGGGCACGCAUCCAAUGCAUCAAGUCCAACAGAGAGCAAUAUCCAAUUGUCCACUAGAUCUAAAAUUAUAUAUAUUAUGUAAUUUACCUUCCUGCACUUUUGAAGUAUAAAGUAGUAAAUUGUAUAUAUCUAUCUCUAUAUAUCCAUAUGCUAGCAUAUGUUUCACUAUUUGUAAUAUUUGAGAACUAUUCAUUCUUUGUAGAACAAAAAAUGUAUUAAAUAUUUUAAAAUUGCGCUGUGAUCUUCCUCCCUGUCCCAAGUUUGUAAAGUGUUGCUCCUACACAAGCGUAUGGAAAUACCAUAGCCAAGGGGGCAUGUGAAACUCCUACAAGCCACAUCCUGGGAUUCAGUAGCCCACAAAGACCUUGUGUCAAUCAAAUACCUGCAGCUAGUCUAAAACAGCGAUCACUGGCAUGUGAGAUGCUGGCACAUGCUUGCACAGCAGGCUCUUGCUAUUCCAGUUCCAGACAUGUGUUAUGUCUGACAUACUCAAUGGUUGUGAAGAUCCUCACACAAGGUCCUAGCUGCCAUGAUGGUCCCAACCCAUGGAACCAGUUACAAUAAAGCUCAGUUAUGACACUCUGUGAAA